UCACAACGAGCAUAAACACAAUAGAGAGAGUGUUUAGAGAGCUUCGGUUUUCGCACAAAACCGCGAGUAUUGAGAGGAGCUGUUUUAUCCUGGAGACGACCGGUUGAUAGUCUGCCGUGCGCAUCGAAGGCAGUGCCGCGAACGUCUUAAAGAGAGCGACCUAGUCCGCGACUCAGCUCCAGAUUCGGUAACCUCGUUCCUUUUGUUGUUCCGUUCCUAACAAUUUUAAGACGUUCGGCUACUGCUAUGUCAACUGAACAGAACAACAUGGCCGGAUCUGGUGCUGUCGAUAUCAAUCGACCCUUCCGCUUCGUUGGGGUCAACUUCCGUCGCUGGAGGCAAAAGAUGGAGUUCUACCUGACAACCAAAAAGCUGGCCCACUGCCUCACCAGCAUGCCCGUCGAGCUGCCGGAAGAAGCGACCGAUGAGGAGAGGGCUGCUUCUGCUAGGGAAAGGGAGCAUGACUUCCUGUGCAAGAAUUACAUCCUCAACGGCCUGGCAGACGAUCUGUACGACUACUAUGCGGACAGUAAGAACACCGCGAUGAUGAUCUGGGAUGCGCUCCAAAAGAAGUACGACACGGAGGAGGCUGGAGCUAAGAAGUAUGUUGUCAGCCGCUACCUGCGCUACCAGAUGGUGGAUGACAAGUCCGUCGAAGUUCAGUCCCACGAACUUCAGAAAAUAGCUCAUGAGAUCGUCUCUGAAGGUAUGCCUCUGGACGAUCAAUUUCAAGUUGCUUGCAUUAUUGAUAAGCUGCCCCCUUCGUGGAAAGAUUUUAAGAAUAUGCUUAGGCACAAAACCAAAGAAUUUUCACUGGAAAGCUUGAUUACUCGCCUAAGGAUUGAGGAAGAGUCCCGCAAGCAGGAUAUGAAAGAAGAGGUGAUGGUCGUCACUGCUAAACGACCCACCCCUAGAGCUCUUAAACCUACCCAGAAAGGGUUUAAGAGUAAGAACCAGCAGGUCCGCCCCCACCAGAAUGGUGCCUCUCGAGGUAACCAAAGGGUCAUGGCCCAAACCUCUAAGAAUGACCCACCGUUUAUCUGCUAUAACUGUGGAAAACCGGGUCAUAUGGCAAAGAAGUGCCGGAACAAGCAAAACCCUGCCGCUGCGGCCAGGGUUAACUUGACAGAAGAGGAUUUGAUAGCCAUGAUCACAGAUAUGAUCGCUGAAGUUAACCUCACCGGUGACUCAGAAGGAUGGUGGCUGGAUACAGGUGCAUCGAAGCAUGUAUGCAACAAUCGUGCUAUGUUUAAAACAUACACAGAAGCACCUGCUGACAAGAAAGUGUUGUUGGGGACUACUCACACCACUAUGGUUGCUGGUUCUGGUGAAGUGGAGCUGAACUUCACCUCUGGGAAGAAGAUGGUGCUCAAGGAUGUGUUGCACACUCCAGAGAUAAGGAAGAAUCUUGUUUCGGGAUAUCUUCUUAAUAAGGCCGGGUUUAAUCAAACUAUUGGGGCAGACUUGUAUACCCUUACUAAGAAUGGGAGUUUUGUGGGAAAGGGAUAUGCAUGUAAUGGGAUGUUCAAGUUGAAUGUCGAAAUUAUAAGAUGAAUUCUUCAGUUUACAUGGUGUGUGAUUUGAAUGUUUGGCAUGCUCGUCUUUGUCAUGUGAACACACGAAUUGUGAAGAAUCUAAGCAAGCUAGGACAUAUCCCUAAACUCUCAAUGAAUGAAUUUGAUAAAUGUGA
Molecule: messenger RNA, 1690 nt
Organism: Linum trigynum
Lineage: Eukaryota; Viridiplantae; Streptophyta; Magnoliopsida; Malpighiales; Linaceae
Source: the annotation of a GenBank genome assembly